AAGCAAGUUCCUCUGCCCGAGCGCAUGGAGUCAGGAUUGUGGAGGCGCAGAUGUCUGGCCAAGACGCAGUUGACGGUCUUGACAGAUGACGCGCGAAACGCAGAGCAUGGUUUGCUCCCAGCCGAAAACCCGCUGACGACCGCCUAUGAGCUGGAUAAGAUCCUCGGACGAGGAUCCGUCGGCUUCGUGUACAGAGCUAGGCGAAGAGCAGAUCAGCGGGAGGUCGCGGUGAAGAUCCGUCACGUGCCAGAGGCUGCGGUGAUCCAAUCCUGCCAGCAGGAGUUCGAAGUCUUGAAGAAACUGGAGCAUCCCCACAUCAUCAAGGUGAUUGAUUUUGUGGUGCUCGAGGGCCAGGCUGCCUUGAUCUUCGACUUCUGCUGUGAGGGCACCUUACGAAGCGUGCUGAAGCAGAGCUGGGCAGCGGGGCUUCCCGUUGCGUCUCUCAAGCCGCUGAGCCAGAAGCUCCUGGAUGCGGUGAACUACCUUCACAGGCGCCGUAUAGUGCACCGAGACAUCAAGCCCGAGAACAUCUUGUUGCAGGACGACCUCCAAAAUCUCUGGCUCGCCGAUUUCAACACGGCCUGCCAGCUGAUGAGCGGCUGGUCCCUCACCAUGACGGGCACCUUGGACUACGCGGCCCCGGAGGUGCUACAGGGCGAGUCUCCCUCCGAGAAGUCGGACAUUUGGGGACUUGGCCUGAGCCUGCACUUCAUGGCUGUGGGCAAGCUCCCGCGGAAGCUUGGCCACUAUGCCGACCUUGCCUCAUUCGCGGCUGCCGUCGCAUCCAAAGAAGUAAACCUUCAGACGCAAGAGUGGCAGGAGGUGCCUUUAGGCUACUGCGACAUCGUGGCGCAAUGUUUGCGUCUGGACAAGACGCUGCGCCCGGCUUCGAUGCUCCUUCUGGAAAGCCCCUGGUUCCGGGACCACAGCCUCAAGCGCGCCGUCUCUGAGACCUCGGAUGACGAGGACGACAUUGGUAUGUGGGUGUGUCGCAACAGUUCAAUCUGAGUGUCCUACCCUCAACCGCUCUGCAAAUGUGAGCAAUGAUGCUACAUGCUGGGUGUAGUGCCUUCUGAUGGACGUUAGUUGAUGUCCGUCAAGAGACACGCACGACUGACCUGUCAUGAGCUUUCGCGGCUUUUCAGAGAGUCAGAGAUACCGUCUCACUUCCCGAGUUCCUGGACGUACUUUUUGGGCAGACCAUUUACUGACAACCAGCAAUGGAAUUUCAUCGGCCAGUUCCCUCGGGAAAGGGACCUAUUCCCUAAACAUGGCAAGUGGGGAGUUCGAGGACACCCACACAACUUGUCUUCGGAGUUCUUUUUGCCAUGUUUAGGGAAUCAAAUGCAACAGCGUUUAAGGCGGGUGAGCAUCAUUUUUGAAGCAGCCUUGCUGAAUCGCUGUAGACCUCUGUUGCUUAGAAAUAAGUUUUUCCGUCAGGGCACAUGUGUCACAAAGUCAGCGCCUGGGUGGGUUCCCGCCAUUUGGACACAUGGCCACUGCGCCUAUGGCUGGCAGAUGGCCGGCCAUAAAGCUUUUGCUCAUAAGCUCAUUUUGGCCAGACCUCAGCUUUCGGUUCCUGACUUUGGAGGUCCCGUUGUCCCUUCCCAGAGGAAGGUCUUCCCUACAGCCGGAAUUAGGAGGCAGAAAUUGCCGGGCGCUCAUGUUUUCGGAUCCGAUGUGAGAUCGGCACACGGAGACAUCUCACGGAGGCAUGGUCUUCAUCAAAUGCCCCAAGACCCAAGUGAUUCCAUGGGUCAGGGGGGGGCUUUUUUUGAGCGGUGUCCCGGCUCGCCUUUUAUGGCGUGGAUGAUGGGAUCUGACCAUUUCAGCCGAAGCUCUGCAAUGGUCGCAAACCGGUCAGCCUCAGUGGUGUACCACAAGCAAGACUUGCGGGAUAAGCGAC
Molecule: messenger RNA, 1906 nt
Organism: Effrenium voratum
Lineage: Eukaryota; Dinophyceae; Suessiales; Symbiodiniaceae
Source: the annotation of a GenBank genome assembly